CGUUCAAAUCUUCCUUCUGUAUGUAUCGAUAGAUAUAGAUAGAUAGAUAGGUGUAAACUGUGAAGCGGCCGCCGAUUGGGACCUCUGUGCUCUGCUCUACGACUCGCCGAUCUGUUUGACUCGGUUUCUUAUUAGGUUCUAGCUCCAUCGAACAACCUAGUACUACUCUGCACGGACCAUAGUUUUUUAUUCAGAAUUUUCUCGCAAGAGUUUCUGCUAAACAAUCAGAGUUUUUUGGUCGUUUCGGACACCAGUUUUUUCGUUCGGUGCUGUGAUCUGCCAUGAUCUUUAAAUAGCGGAGUAAGUUUUUGAGAGAGCGUUUGUAACCAGAGGGUAAAAGGGUUCUUCAUUUCUCUUGAGAGACGAGCUUUGAAUCGAAAGUUUGACUAUCUCUUUGAGGUCCGGUAUUGAAAACCCUACAACGAGGAGAGUAUAGCCAUCUCUGUGUGUUUGAUUCGUUGUAGAAGAAUGGUGGAGUUGGAGAAUUCCUCACCGACAGUCUCUACAGCUUCUCGAGAAGUGUCUGGUUAUGAACAAACGACGCCCUUGCCAGCAGCGCCACCACUUAAGAAAAAGCGAAACCUACCUGGAAUGCCCGAUCCAGAGGCUGAGGUGAUUGCUUUAUCCCCAAAGACUCUUCUGGCGACGAAUCGAUUUGUGUGUGAGAUCUGCAACAAAGGGUUUCAGCGCGACCAGAACCUUCAACUUCACCGACGAGGCCAUAACCUGCCAUGGAAGCUCAAGCAGAGAACAAGCAAAGAGGUUCGGAAGCGGGUCUACGUGUGUCCAGAACCUUCCUGCGUUCACCACAGCCCGGGGAGAGCACUCGGAGACCUCACUGGCAUAAAAAAGCACUUCUGUAGAAAGCACGGUGAGAAAAAAUGGAAGUGCGAGAGGUGCUCGAAGAAGUACGCCGUUCAGUCCGAUUGGAAGGCGCACAUGAAGACCUGCGGUACCAGAGAGUAUAAAUGCGACUGCGGGACCAUUUUCUCUAGGAGGGAUAGUUUUAUCACGCACAGAGCUUUCUGUGAUGCAUUGGCGGAGGAGAGUGCGAGGACCCACACCCAAGAGAUUCCUAGCUCAGGGCCAAAUAUGAAUGCUAGUGUUGUGGCUUCGUCGCCGCCACCGCCGCCGCCUCUUACUCCGACUACGACUGUGGCGUCUCCAGCUUUGUCUAUUCAGAGUUCAGAACUGUCAGAAAACCCAAUUGGAGUGUCUCCUGUGACCGCAACAGCGGCGUACCUAAACACCACGGCAGCCACGACCACCAGAUCAUCUUCCAGCUCCGGCGCCGGCGUAAUUGCAAGUAUAUUUGCACCUUCAACCGUCACUACAAUAACCCAGCAGCCUUCCUCAUUCUCCAAUGUUAUCUGCGCCUUUUCCCGCUCAGAUUGCCCCAGUACUGCUAACCCUAUUGAACCCACGUCCCUUUCUCUCUCCACAUCCCUCUAUCUCUCCAACAAUGGCUCCUCAUCCAUAUUCGCGACUCCCAACCAAGACUAUCGCCACUAUGCUCCUUGCCCGCAGCCCGCGAUGUCUGCAACGGCAUUACUACAAAAGGCGGCUCAAAUGGGCGCUGCGGCAUCGAACGCAUCGUUACUUCGGGGUUUUGGGUUGACAACAUCAUCUUCUUCCGGUCAAGAUGGCAGCGCUGCGGGGUGGAAUGGCCAUGUGAAGACGGAGUGCAGCUCUCCAUCGAUGACAGACGGACUUGGGCUUAGACUCCCCUCUGGCGGCGGGAGUUCUGGUUUGACAGAUCAUGUGAUGAUGGGCGGCGGCGGCAGCUCAUCUUCGCCGUUUGGGAGCCAGCCAAUGACGCGGGAUCUUCUGGGGCUGGGCAGAGAUGGGGGUGGCACCUCCACUGGAGGUCUUUCUGCUCUGCUCACUUCCUUUGGCAGUGGCUUUGAUGUUGCAGUUUCAGCUGCAGCUGCAUCAUUACACAACACCCAAAACAACAAUUCCUGAACUCUUGACACAUACUUCGAGACAGAACUAGUGUGUCUGUAAAAGUGAGAAACCGGUGUUGAAUUAAUAUGUAUAUAUAUCACAAAAAUAUUCUGGUAACGGAGUCGCAUGCAGUCAGGCAAAGUUAAGCUGGGUCAUUGCUCUGCAGGAGUGCACCGGCCGGCUUUGUUUUGCAGUUGCAGCUCCGUUCCCCGGAUAUUUUUGUGAUGGAUCGGUUAGUCACCUGUAAUUUCUGCUUAAAAUAAUAUAGUUUAGUUAAGUUUUUGAGAACAA
Carya illinoinensis is the source of this 2238-nucleotide messenger RNA. Its product is annotated as zinc finger protein GAI-ASSOCIATED FACTOR 1-like. Lineage: Eukaryota; Viridiplantae; Streptophyta; Magnoliopsida; Fagales; Juglandaceae. Gene Ontology annotation, cellular component: nucleus. The record is from RefSeq and is a predicted model, not a curated record. The transcript has 4 exons. Bases 469 to 1965 code for a protein of 498 amino acids. Gene Ontology annotation, molecular function: DNA-binding transcription factor activity.